AUGGAUGAAAGGAAUGAAUUGCACUAUGUGAAGCUAACAAGAGAUCAAUCCCCAUUGGAAGAUAUCACACCUGGAGAAUUGAAUCAACCAAUUGAUGUUCCACAGUUGGCUGUUCGGAAAUGCAUUGAAUGUGGGCAGCCAUUGCCUGAAAGCUAUGCACCUCCUGCUGAUGAAGCUUGGACGACUGGAAUCUUUGGGUGUGCUGAAGAUAAUGAAAAUUGCAUGACAGGGUUGUUUUGUCCUUGUGUAUUAUUUGGACGGAAUGUAGAAAGGUUGAAUGAAGAAACUCCAUGGACAGGGCCAUGCAUUUGUCAUGCAAUCUUUAUUGAAGGUGGAGCAGCUUUGGCAGCAAUAACCACAAUCUUCAAUGGCUACAUAGAUCCAGGAACAGCCUUCCUCAUUUAUGAGGGUUUGCUUUUUAGUUGGUGGAUGUGUGGCAUUUACACUGGUCAAGUUCGACAAACCUUGCAAAAGAAAUAUCAUUUGAAGAACUCACCCUGUGACCCAUGUUGUGUACAUUGUUGGUUGCAUUGGUGUGCUUUGUGCCAAGAGCACAGAGAGAUGAAGGGAAGACUCUCUGAUAAUAUUGGCUCAGAGAUUACUAUUGUAAAUCCUCCUCCUAUUCAAGAGAUGAAAACCACUAAUAAUGCUAAUAAAGAAAAGGCUGAACCCUCUUCCACUAGGAACAAUAAUAAUGAUCAUACCGGUUUAGAACUACAAGUUGUUAAUAUUUAG
Molecule: messenger RNA, 735 nt
Organism: Arachis duranensis
Lineage: Eukaryota; Viridiplantae; Streptophyta; Magnoliopsida; Fabales; Fabaceae
Product: cell number regulator 6
Exons: 4
Coding region: 1-735 (244 amino acids)
Source: RefSeq, a predicted model, not a curated record